Temnothorax curvispinosus is the source of this 1089-nucleotide messenger RNA. RefSeq lists its product as uncharacterized. NCBI's taxonomy places the organism in Eukaryota, Metazoa, Arthropoda, Insecta, Hymenoptera, Formicidae. The annotation marks the transcript as partial. The transcript is spliced from 3 exons. The record is from RefSeq and is a predicted model, not a curated record.
CGUUAUAGUGUAGAACAGAAAGCCUUCGCAUUAACACUGUACAAGACUAUGGGGAAGCAUGCAUAUAAUACUUUAAGAUCGAUUUUUAAACAAAUUCCUUCGAUACAAACGUUACAAUCGGUGUUGCACCAAAUACCUGUAUAUCCUGGAUUAAACCCAUUUAUUUUGAGACAUUUAGAGAGUGUAGCUCAAAAAAUGUCAAUGAAAGAAAAAAUAUGUAUUAUGAUGUGGGAUGAGGUAUCUAUCCAACCUAAGUGCACUUAUGACAUUCGGAAAGAUGUCAUUUGUGGUCUUGAGGAUUGGGGCAACAAUCGAACGGGAAAAGUCGCGGAUCAUGCUUUAGUUUUUAUGUUACGCGGAUUACAUUCUGGUUGAAAAAUGCCACUUUUAUUUAAUUUUUGUGAUAAACAGACUAAUACCGCUCAGUUAAUUAGAUGCAUUAAAAAAGUAGUAUCAGAAAUUACAAAGACAGGCUUCCACAUAGUUGCAACAGUGUGCGAUCAAGGUUCCUCCAAUGUAGCUGCAAUUAACGAGCUAUUGUUUCAAACAAGAAAGAAAAGGAAUUUGGAAAAUAGAGCACAAAAUCAAACAUACGAAGUUGGAAACCAGGAAAUAAUACAUUUAUAUGAUCCUCCACAUCUGAUCAAAGGUAUUCGGAAUAAUUGGCUAUCGAAAGAUGUAUUACAAGUUUCCAAUGCUCCGGGAGAAGAAAACCAAUUUGCAUCGUGGGACAUAUUAAAAACAGCUUGGAUCAUAGAUAGAAAGAUCAAUACCAUUCGACCACUUUUAAAAAAAAUUACAGCGGAGCAUAUGGUAGAAGAAAAAAUUAGUAAAAUGCGUGUAAAAAAUGCAGUCCAAGCAAUGAGUGGAACGAUGGCUAGUGCUAUUCAAACAUUCGCAACAUCGAAAUGCACGGUAUCUGUAAACAAUGAAGAAAUUCAAAUAGGAGAAAAAGAAGGAAUAGCAACAGCGACAGCAGUAAAUUUCUUCAACGAUCUUUUUGACAGCGUGAAUGGAGACGACAAAAGAGAAGACAGCAACGAUUUGCGUUGUUCUGUAAGUAAAAACAGCGAUCAUCAUGUAUUUUGG